AUGUCACGAGCAAGUUCAGAGGACCAGUUGAACUUCUUGUUGAGCUGCGUCAAGCAUGCCUGCAACGGAAAGGUUGAUUUCGUUGAAGUUGCUCAAGAAUGUGGCGUCGUCAGUAAAGGAGCAGCGGCCAAACGGUACGAGCGACUGCUGAAGGGCAAGGGUAUCAGUCCAAACGGCGGCCCAGACCCCAAGCCUGCACCUCGCAGAACGUCCAAAGUGACCAAGAGCAAAUCGAAAAAUGAUACUCCUAAACCACGUUCGAAACAGCGGAAAUUGGACAAGAUUACAGAAAAGAAGCAGGAAGAGGCCGUUUCAACUGCAAAACUGAUGCCAGAACCUCUGAAGGACUUCAACAUGGAGGAGAGAGAUUUUGCACCAGAGAACGGCCCUUCUUUGAAGAGGAACACCUCUAUUCCCAUUUCCCAAGACAGUCACUUUGAAUUGACGCAGACCGACGAAAGCACUUUUGACUUUGACGAGUUCUGCUCUGCAGAGAUGUUCGCACAUUGCGCUUCGGAGACAAGAGAGCCCAGCCAGGAGGAUCUAUUAGUACCACGGUCGUUUCCAUACAUGCUACCAGCUGCCUCAGCCCCCGUGCAAGGUACACCAAGAGAGGAAUCAAAGAUGGAGAGGGUGCCAGAAAGAGAGACCGUCGUUAUAGCAGAUUGA
Molecule: messenger RNA, 669 nt
Organism: Endocarpon pusillum Z07020
Lineage: Eukaryota; Fungi; Ascomycota; Eurotiomycetes; Verrucariales; Verrucariaceae
Exons: 3
Coding region: 1-669 (222 amino acids)
Source: RefSeq, a predicted model, not a curated record